UGGAAGGGCGCAGCAGCAACAGCAGCAGCAGGAGGGGUUAGCAGGCUUGAUUUGGCGCACCAGCGCCCAGCCUGUGAGUAGCGCAUCUAGGAGAAAAUGAUCGGAACGACAGCACCACUAGCAGUAGCAGCAGCAGCGGCUACGGCGGCGGCGCGUGCAGUGGAUCUGCGGCAGGAGGUGGCAGCCCUGCAGGCCCGCGCCGAGUGGCGGCAGCUGCUGGCUGACCUUGGGGCCGCACCUGGCGGCCCCAGUGUGGCAGACCUGCUGCAGCGUGCGGCUGCGGCUGCAGCUGCAGCUGCGGGGCAGGCCGAGGCGCAGGGCAGCGUUGGGGGCGUUGGCAGCGGUGGCGAUGCAGGCAGUACCUCCAGGCUGGCAGAGGUGGUGCAGCAGGUAGCUUGGGAGAAGCUGCACACCGGCGACUGGUAUGCGGUGGCAGUGGUGUGGAGGGACGCCUACGCGGCUGCCUGCAUCCUUGCAGCCGCAGCGGGGCUGCCCGGCGGCAGCGGCAGACCCGCACAGGGCGGGAUAGGAGCAGCGGCGGCAGAGGAGGCCGGCGCGGCAGCGGCUAGCUCAGCGGCGGCGGAGGCCGCUGCGCUGGGGGCGGCGCUCGGGGCGCUGGAGGGCCGGCGUGCCAAGCGCCCACGGCUGGCGGCGGGCAGCGCCGAGGCGGCGGACGCGGCGCUGCUGCCGCCGGGGUCACUGGGGCCGCGGGGCAGCCCAGUGGCAGCUGCCGACCUGCCGUCUCUGGAAGCCUUCUGGCAGAGCCACAUGUCGGCUGAGACGCCAGUCGUGAUCAGCGGCGCCAUGGAAGGCUGGCCUGCUGUGCGGCGCUGGGCAGACCCCGCUUACCUGGUUACGGUGGCCGGGCCCCGCACCGUGCCUGUAGAGGUCGGGGAGCACUACUUGGCUGACCAGUGGGGCCAGCAGCUGAUGACGCUGCAGCGCUUUGCGGCGGCAGCGGAGCCUGGUGGCUCCCAGCAGGCGCAGCGUGGCUACCUGGCGCAGCACCCGCUGUUUGACCAGAUCCCGGCGCUGGCUGGCGACAUACGGGAGCCGCCCUACUGCUGCCUGGGCGAUGGCGAGGUGCAGAGCAUCAACGCCUGGUUCGGCCCCGCCGGCACGGUCACCCCGCUGCACACUGACCCCCACCACAACCUGCUGUGCCAGGCGGUGGGCCGCAAGUACGUGCGGCUGUACAGCCCCGCCUGUACCACAGCCAUGUACCCGCACGCCGAGGGCAUGCACACCAACAGUGGCAGGGUGGAUGUGGAUGCGCCAGACCUCGAACGCUUCCCGCUCUUUGCUGCGGCGCGCUUCCAAGACUGCGUGCUGGAGGCGGGGCAGAUGCUGUACAUACCCAGGGGGUGGUGGCACUAUGUGAAGAGCACAACAGUCAGCUUCUCUGUGUCCUACUGGUGGAAGUGAGGGGCCUGGGCCAGCGCCCUAGGGAGAGCUGCCACCUCACAUGAAUACCACUCACCCACCCUGCCAUCCUGCCCUGCCGAUCCUUCCCAGCUCUUUAAACACACGGGUUCUUUUGGUUUCUGCUGCUCUUUUUCACUUUCGUUGCAAUGCCCUUGCUCGUCCAACCAUGAUGCCGCAGCCCUCCAGCCGAGCCAGCAGCUGUUUUCAUGUCUUUU
Messenger RNA from Chlorella variabilis, 1640 nucleotides. RefSeq lists its product as hypothetical. The coding region runs from base 97 to 1425 and encodes 442 amino acids. NCBI's taxonomy places the organism in Eukaryota, Viridiplantae, Chlorophyta, Trebouxiophyceae, Chlorellales, Chlorellaceae. The record is from RefSeq and is a predicted model, not a curated record. Gene Ontology annotation, molecular function: 2-oxoglutarate-dependent dioxygenase activity. The transcript is spliced from 7 exons.